Messenger RNA from Theobroma cacao (cacao), 1114 nucleotides. Its product is annotated as desiccation-related protein PCC13-62-like. The record is from RefSeq and is a predicted model, not a curated record. NCBI's taxonomy places the organism in Eukaryota, Viridiplantae, Streptophyta, Magnoliopsida, Malvales, Malvaceae.
CGCAGCAAAAGUACUCAAAGACAGCUAAACACCAUGGCCUUUUCCUCUGCAGCCAUUGUUUUCAUUUCUUCCCUGGUCUUCUCCCUCCUUCCUCCUGCAUAUCCUGGAGAGCUUUUCGUAGAUCACAGAAACGUCUCGGUCCCUAAAUCGGACGUGAACCUGUUAGAGUUUCCACUGAAUCUAGAGUAUUUAGAGGCUGAGUUUUUCCUGUAUGGUGCUUUGGGCUAUGGCCUGGAUAAAGUUGAUCCGAGUUUAACCAUGGGAGGUCCAUCUCCCAUUGGUGCCAAAAAGGCCAAUCUUGAUCCUUUCACCAGAGAUGUAAUCCUACAAUUUGCUCUCCAAGAAGUCGGACACUUGAAGGCAAUUAAGAAGACAGUGAAGGGAUUUCCGAGACCACAACUUGAUUUGAGUGCAUCAUCGUUUGCAAAAUUGAUGGAUCAUGCAUUCAAGAAGCCAUUGGUGCCCCCUUUUGACCCUUAUGCCAACAGCAUCAACUACCUGAUAGCUUCCUACGUAAUUCCUUAUGUUGGACUCACUGGAUAUGUUGGUGCAAACCCAAAACUCCAGGGUGCUAUUUCCAAGAGGCUGGUUGCAGGCCUCCUAGGGGUAGAAUCUGGCCAAGAUGCUGUCAUCCGAGGAUUGCUAUAUGAGCGGGCAGUGGAGAAGGUUCAUCCAUAUGAGGUAACUGUUGCAGAAUUCACAAAUCGCAUUUCACACCUAAGGAACAGGCUGGGACAUGCUGGGUUGAAAGAUGAAGGCCUUAUAGUUCCCAAAAUUUUGGGUGCUGAAGGAAAAAUCAGUGGCAACGUGCUUGCUGGCGAUAAAUUUUCCGUUUCAUAUGACAGGACCCCGGAGGAGAUCUUGAGAAUUGUUUAUGGAAGCGGCAAUGAAAGCGUCCCUGGAGGGUUCUAUCCCAAGGGAGGCAAUGGCCGUAUUGCCAGGUCUUAUUUACACAGUGCCAAUCGCUAUACCUGAGUAGCUGCAGUCUGGUUGUUUUAGGCUAGUCCGUCAUGUUUCUCUUGGAUUAAGAACUAGCGCAAAUAAUUUGUACUACCAUAAUUUUUUAUAAUGAAAAUAAUUUGAAUUAGAGAGUUAAGAUUCUCCUGGCUAUCAA